Panicum hallii is the source of this 2023-nucleotide messenger RNA. RefSeq lists its product as uncharacterized. Bases 294 to 1763 code for a protein of 489 amino acids. The transcript has 9 exons. Lineage: Eukaryota; Viridiplantae; Streptophyta; Magnoliopsida; Poales; Poaceae. The record is from RefSeq and is a predicted model, not a curated record.
UAAGCCCAUUCGCCCAUCCCACCCCACGGCUCCCGCUCCCGGAUCGCCGCGGGCUCCUUUUGACUCGCGCAGUCGCACGCGCCUCUCCUCACUUUUCCGUUUGGAAGCCGGAGCCCUGAGGUGCCGUGCUGCCUGGAGUCUCUUGACGCCACCACAGAUCGUCUGGGAGUCUCGAGGUAACUGCCCGGCGGGUUUCCAAGCAGCGUCCAGGCCUCCAGGGAGCUCGUUCCUGCUUCUCCGGGAGAGGUAAAAAAAAUGUAUCAUCAGGGUUGAUGCAUCUACGUGUGACAUAGAUGGAGGACUAUUUUUCACGCUUCCAGAACCUUGGUUGGCAGUUAAGACAAUACUUGACAGAAUUGAUAGAAAAUUUGCUCGGAUACAUUGAUUGGAUUCCUCAACGUCUUGAAAUACAAUUCUCUGCUAGUCAUGGAGGAUCAUUGCCUGGCACUACAGGACAUAUUCAUGAAGGGGCAUAUGCAUUAUCUAUUAGUGAUACUACUACAGAAGAGCAAACUGCAAAUGGAAUAUCUGAAGGCACAAUUUUCAGGAAAAGAUUUUCUAGUAUUUAUCAAAGAUCAUAUGGCAGUUCUUCCAAUCUUUUGCAUGGCUUCGGGGUGGUACGAAGAUUGGCGUUCCGCGUGCGAGAUCAGUGGAGUCUGUUUUCAAGUGAAGUACAUGCCAAACUAACUAGGAUCUUACAUCGUUUCUGGACAACACUACAGGGAUCUCGUGAAGACAUAGGAUGGUUGCAAAGAACUCAAGCAUCGCUUUGUUCAGUGGAUGGCACAGGCCGCUUCAAGGAGAUAUUGCGUGAGAUCAGAAAUGGUCUGCACUGCCUGCCUGAUACACUGGUUUACUUAUUUAUUCCUGGCCUUUUUAGCAACCACAGUCCACUUUAUUUCACCAAUACGAAAAGAUUCUUUUCAAAGAUGGGAUUGGCUUGCCAUAUUGCAAAAAUUCAUAGCGAGGCAUCGGUGGAGAAAAAUGCAUGGGAACUGAAACAGUACAUCGAGGAGCUCUACUGGGGAUCUGGUAAACAAGUUUUGCUCCUUGGCCAUAGCAAAGGUGGAGUUGAUGCAGCUGCAGCUCUUUCCUUGUACUGGUCUGAGCUCAAGGGCAAGGUUGCCGGCCUGGCAUUGGUUCAGAGCCCAUAUGGUGGCACCCCGGUCGCCUCUGAUAUCCUUCGAGAAGGCCAAAUUGCUGAUAAGGAGACAAGGAGAAUCAUGGAGCUCAUUGUAUGCAAACUAAUCAAGGGUGACAUGAGGGCCUUGGAGGACCUCACCUACGCCAAGAGAAAGGACUUCAUCUCCAAGCACAAGCUUCCUGUUGAUGAGCUGCCGAUAAUCUCCUUCCACACCGAAGCCAGCACCGCGCCAACAGUGCUCGCAACUCUGACCCGCAUUGCCCAGGCCGAGCUCCUGCCAUGGCUCCCCUUGCCACGGUUCUUCCUAUCAGCAUCCGAGUUUGUCGAGUCAAUGCUUGCCUCUCUGAAGGUCCCUGUGGUCGCACCCGUGUCGGCGGCGAUGGCAGUCACCGCGCUCCACCUGCGGUUGCGGUACGGCGAGAGGAGCGACGGGCUGGUGACUCGGCGCGACGCCGAGGUGCCCGGAUCGGUGGUGGUGAGGCCCGAGAGGAGGCUAGACCACGCGUGGAUGGUGUACUCCACGCUGAAGAAGGGCAGCGCUGAGGCUGAUGCAGGUGAGAUGUGCGAGGCUCUGCUGGCCAUGCUCGUUGAGAUUGGAAGGAACAAGAAAUUUCUCUGAUCAUCUGGUCAUCUGGAGCUCUGGAUCGUUGUUUGGUUAUGCAAGAAAUUUUGCGCCUGAAGUCUUCUUUAGUGUCAUGAACUGGAACUUACUAAAGUCACCAGAGAAAGAGAGAGAGAGAGAGAGAUGCUACAGCGAAUGAUAGAAUACUAUAGCCUUUACAGGGAAUAGUGAAAACUAGAUUGUACUUUUCCUUUGUUGGAAGAAAACACACUUGGCAAUAUGCCAUUUUGUUUUAAUGAACAAUGACUCUUUCGUGA